Salarias fasciatus (jewelled blenny) is the source of this 3464-nucleotide messenger RNA. Its product is annotated as trichohyalin-like. Bases 305 to 2209 code for a protein of 634 amino acids. NCBI's taxonomy places the organism in Eukaryota, Metazoa, Chordata, Actinopteri, Blenniiformes, Blenniidae. The transcript has 23 exons. The record is from RefSeq and is a predicted model, not a curated record.
AGGAGGAGGAGGAGUAGCUCAUGGUGGAACCAGGACGCAGCGCUGUGCGCUAAAACGCACCGGCGGUCACACUGAGUCAGGGUCAGUGGAGGAGGAGUUGAUCCACACUCUGCUCUCUGCCACUCUGACAAGCCGCUGUCAGACACAUUCAACACUCCCAGCACCGAGGGGAAGGCUGCAGCCACCAAGUGCGUCGAGAGAAAGCACUGCAGAGAGGAUAUCGGUGUUGUAUCGGAGGUGAGGAGUGAAUCCUGGACUCCCCGUCAGCGUCGGUUCUGCAGCUGCCACCUCAGGCGCCACUCACAUGGAUGCAAAACCCAAAUCCCGGGCCACCUCCACUCCUGAUGGGGGUGAGCAGGUGACCAGAGGCGGGGAGGAUAACCAUGGCUUGAAGCCUCUGAACCCAGCUGUCAAAGUUAAAGUUGCCAACUCUGCGUCCUUUCUGGAUGAAGAGUAUCAUCCUCUGCCUGGGGGUCCAGGAACCUCCACAUCCACCCAAGGCUCUGGUGGUGUUCGACCACCAGCUCUGGAGCCAAUGCCGCAACCCGCACCUGCUUAUCAGAGCACUCCUGUGGAUGGACGCACACAAUCAGCCCACAUCUGCACAUCUGACAUGGGCUUGACCUCCUCUGCUAUACGGACCAGAUCCAUCUGCACUGCCAGUCCCGAGCUUUACCCUGCACCACAAUGGACCACUUCCACUUUCUCUACAUGGACCACUGAGGAUCCUGCUGCUGCCACGCCGCUGCACACUCUUCCCGUCAAAGCUGAGAUGGAUAAGUCCAUGACUGCCACCACAAAGCCUUUCCUAUUUGCCAGGGUUCUGGACUGGUUCCAGGCGAUCCCUGCUGUGCAGUUCGAGAUGGCCACUGACAAAAAGAACUCAAACACAACCAGUUCUGUUCCAGAAGCCGGGGGAGAAACAAUAGUGAGAUGCAGACACGCCAUACAGAUGGAGCAGCAGCUGAGAUCUGUUCUGGACAAAAAAGAGGAAGAACUGAGAGCAGCCCGCCAUGAAGCGAGCGAGAUGAAACGGCAUUAUGAAGAUCAAAUUGGAAAAUUAAGCUCUGCUCUGCAACAAAAACAAGAAAUGCAGACAAUCAUAGAGAGACGUCAGGGGAAUGAGCAGCAGUUCCAGGCAAGAAAUGCCAUGCCGAUGGAGCAACAACUCAUCCAGAUUAGAUCUGUUCUGGACAAACAAGAGGAAGAACUGAGAGCAACCCGCCAUGAAGCGAGCGAGAUGAAACGGAAUUAUGAAGAUCAAAUUGGAAAAUUAAGCUCUGCUCUGCAUCAAAAGCAGCUUGAAAUGCAGACAAUCACAGAGAGACGUCAGGGGAAUGAGCAGCAGUUCCAGUCAAGCUAUAUCAGCAGGAUAACAUCUGGUCUCCAAACAGUCUUCCAGCAUGUUAUGUCCCCCUUCAGCAGUGCCAUUAGCGGCUGGUUUGGGACACCAGACCAAGAUUUCAGAUUUACACAAAUGGAAAGCUAUUACAAACAAGAGCUUCACAAAUACAAUUGUGCUCUGGGGGAAAGGGCGAACGAAGUGGAGGGCUACAAACAGCGCAUGGCAGAGAGGGAAAGCUAUUUCCAACGGAAAAUGGACGAGAAGAGGUCCAUCCUUCAACAAAGAGAAGAGGAACUGAAAUCCUUCAAAGACAGAGUUGCAGGAGAGGUUGCACUCUCAAUAAAGACAGGAAAAAAUGAAAGCAUGAACAAUCCUGUCAGUAAGACCAGGCUCAAGGAGAUGUACGAGGACCUGAGGCUGCAGUUUCUGACCAUCAAAAAUCGUCUCAAAUCAAGCAACUACAGACCAGACUCUGUCAAAGCUUCGCUUCAGGGGAUCUUCACUACUGCAGCAGAGAACAUGGAGCAAAAAGCAAAGGAGAUCGACCAAAUAUUUGGACUGAAUGAGGCCGACAGCAGCCCCGUAUCCCAAAAGGUUAAUGAGUACAGAAAGGCAACGGUUCAGUAUCUGCAGCUGACGCUGUACCACAACAGCAAAGAGGAAGCUGAAUCAAAGAUGGCUUCACUUCAAAACGAAGAGAGUCCCGAGGCUGUGAUGGAGCUCCUGACCUCUCACUGCCAGUGGCUGGCGAACCUCUUGGCUUUGAACGAUCCUCCUCUUCAGCCCGACUGGGAGAAUCAUGACCCAGGGAUGAACAAGUGGGACAUUUUACCACGAAACCUCAAUUCUUCCUCUGCCCUUUAAAGGACCACCAUCCAGCGCCAGCACAAAAGGGUCCUGUCUAAACAGUCCAGUGUGCACACUUGAAUACCAGUGUGCUGGUGUGUAUUUGUCUCAGUGCACGUCUGAUUUACAGUGGGGACAUGGAGGGGUGGAUGGGUGGGUGGCGGGAUGGGUGGAAGAAAGAUCACAGUAAAACACUUUGUAGAAUCAGUCUUGGGAAUUGGGCCACAUUAUUUAUGGGCUGCACACUUUUCGUUGACACUCUAUCAUCGUUCACAGCAGAAAUAUAGCAGAAGUCUGACUUCACUGUAAAUGUUGUGUUUCCAUGCGCCAAACAUUCGAAUGGUGUCCUGCUGACCAGGAGACUCAGAUCCUGAUUAGAUGAGAGAGGAGGGAGCUUGGUGAGCAGAGAGGAGAAUCUCACAUGUAAAUGAGUGAAGGCUGUGAAUACAUGGCAGGUUACUCACACCUGAUGUGAACGAAGGACUUAACAAAGUCAUGUUUGGGUUUGUUUGUUUUUUUGGUUGGGUGCAUAUGGUGAAGCUCAAAUAAUGAACGUCUCAAAAAUGUGGUGUGAGCCUCAGCUGUGGAUCAGACAAUGGAACAGCAGGAGGAGCAGCCGUAUUUUUUCUGCCUUUCCUCUCUCUAUCUAUGAACGUCUCAAAAAUGUGGUGUGAUAUCAGGGGAAAAAGUACAUAAUUAUAUUGAACUCUAUCAUAUUUGUAUGCUGGAGACAGGAAGUCUGUCUGCAAGCGUCAGUGUGAUGUUUUUGUGAAUCAGAGAUCGGAUAAGGGGUCAGCACUCAAGUUGGGAAAUGCGGGGCACUUCGGCCAAAGGAGUUUCACCCAUUCUCUCAUUUGUGUGUAUUGAUAUGAUUUGUGUUGACAUCAGAUAACUAUGAAGUUGCGUUGCAUUUUAUUUGACUCCAUGUGAAAAGUGAGCUGUUUUUGCACCUCGCUACAUCAGUUUGUCCUCACACUUUAUUGUGGUGGUUCUAACUCUUCAUGCCUUCAGUUCAGCGACGUGACUGUCUCCUGCUGUAACCAGUGUAAAGACGUUGCCUUUCUCUCUGAGACUAAAUGAAUUGAACAUUAUCUGUGGGUCAAAACAUGGACGUCAGAAUGGCUGUGGCUCACAAACUGAGAGGCGGGCCUGAUCCUUCAGGUGCCAGAGAACUGAAGAUCAGCCCUGCAAGAGGAGCAAUCUGAGGGGAAAAAGCUGCCUUUUCCCUGCAUGUUUGAGAAAGAAAAAAAAACUAUGGAAAAAUAAAAGGUGG